AUGUUCACCAUAACCACUACCUCACCGCCACCCAACCCCCAAACACAUACCCCCGCCCCCCAACACCCUACACCCCCUCCUCCCACCCCCUCACUCAAAACACCGCCCCCCCCCAAACCCCCCAGUCCCAACCCCCACUGGCACCGCACCACACCAAAUGUCACCCUCAGAACACCCACCACAUGGCCGCCAAACCCAACCGAGCGAUACCCCAAUGUAACCCCCACCAGUUAA
Messenger RNA from Nezara viridula (southern green stink bug), 234 nucleotides. Lineage: Eukaryota; Metazoa; Arthropoda; Insecta; Hemiptera; Pentatomidae. The record is from the annotation of a GenBank genome assembly.